Stomoxys calcitrans (stable fly) is the source of this 470-nucleotide messenger RNA. RefSeq lists its product as uncharacterized. NCBI's taxonomy places the organism in Eukaryota, Metazoa, Arthropoda, Insecta, Diptera, Muscidae. The transcript has 2 exons. The coding region runs from base 24 to 374 and encodes 116 amino acids. The record is from RefSeq and is a predicted model, not a curated record.
UCGGACGAUUGCAAGAAACAGGCAUGAAAAUGUUUUAUAAUAAAAUUUUGUUUGUCGGAUUAAUAUCGCAAAUUGCUAUAGUGCUUGGAGCCGAACAGGGCUCAGAGGCAAUACCAAAGGAUUUAUGGUGUGAUGAUGUACCUGAAUUUUGCAAUAGGUAUCUCGAUUUACCUCGUCCUGACUGUAUAGCCAAAUUUCAAGAAAAUUGCAUUGAAAGUCCUUCGCAGGCGGUUCAGCAAUCAAAUUCUUCCGGCCACCUGCAAACUGACUCUGGAAUAAACCCACUUGGUCGAGAAGAUAAAAGAAAACCCGAACCCCCACAAUGGCUUAAAGACCUGGUUGCGACUGUUUUUAAAUCAAAAAAUUUUGUCUAGAACUGAUAUAAAACGAAAGGAAUAUCACCAAGAUAAGUUUUUAUAACCUCCUAUAUAUGUAUAUAAUUAAAAAGACAAAAUGUUUUAAGACCUUAA